Egretta garzetta (little egret) is the source of this 1115-nucleotide messenger RNA. Its product is annotated as olfactory receptor 1052-like. Gene Ontology annotation, biological process: G protein-coupled receptor signaling pathway; sensory perception of smell. Lineage: Eukaryota; Metazoa; Chordata; Aves; Pelecaniformes; Ardeidae. Bases 132 to 1115 code for a protein of 327 amino acids. The record is from RefSeq and is a predicted model, not a curated record. Gene Ontology annotation, molecular function: olfactory receptor activity; G protein-coupled receptor activity; odorant binding. Gene Ontology annotation, cellular component: membrane. The transcript has 2 exons.
GUUGCUCGGCCUCACUUCGGAGCAUCACAUCUGCCUCCCUCCUCCCGUAGCGUCGGGGCGAUUUGAAGAAUGGAGGAAAACGGAACGCGUUUCUGCUUUCUGCCUUGGGGACCAGGCACAGGCACACCACUAUGAAGUACGGGACCGUGGCUAAAGACAACAGCACCCUGGUGACCCAGUUCGUCCUCCUAGGGCUGACCAGCGAGCCCAAGCUGCAGACUCCUCUCUUCAUAAUCUUCUUAAUGAUUUAUCUCAUCACCCUGGUGGGUAACCUUGGGCUGAUCGCUCUGAUCAAGACAAACCACCAGCUGCACACUCCCAUGUACUUUUUCCUCGGCAAUCUGUCCAUGGUUGAUCUUUGCUACUCCUCCGUCUUUUCUCCAAAGCUGCUCAUUGGCUUCUUGGUGGAAAAGAAAACCAUUUCCUACCCUGCCUGCUUUGCCCAGCAUUUCUUUUUCCUUGCGCUUAUCACCACGGAGGUGCUCUUGCUGGCUGCGAUGGCGUACGACCGCUACGUAGCCAUUUGCAAGCCGCUGCUCUACGCUAUUUCUAUGCCCAAGAGGGUCUGCAUUCAGCUGGUGGCCGGGUCAUAUGCGGGGGGGGUUUUGAACUCACUGAUCCAAACUUGUUGCUUGCUGCCGUUGCCUUUUUGUGGCCCCAACGUCAUCAACCAUUACUUCUGUGACACCAACCCGCUGCUGAAGCUCGCCUGCUCAGAUGGCCGCCCCAAUGAGCUUUUGCUCGUAACCUUCAACGGAACCAUUUCCAUGUCCGUGCUCGUCAUCAUCAUCAUCUCCUACGUUUACAUCCUCCUCUCCAUCCUGAGGAUUAGGUCUGCCAAAGGAAGGCACAAAGCCUUCUCCACCUGCGCCUCCCACCUCCUGACCGUGACCUUGUUCUACGUCCCCGCCGGGCUGAGCCACAUGCAGCCGGGCUCCAGGUACUCGCUGGAGAUGGAGAAAGUCACCGCCGUGUUUUACACCCUGAUGGUUCCUCUGCUCAACCCUCUGAUCUACAGCUUGAGGAACAAGGAGGUCAAGGACGCGCUUCAAAAAACGACGGCGAAUAACGUUUUGGCAAGCUGCUUGCUGGCCAAACUGGCCCUGGGCAGUUGA